Messenger RNA from Hordeum vulgare subsp. vulgare (domesticated barley), 1081 nucleotides. Its product is annotated as proline-rich receptor-like protein kinase PERK9. The transcript has a single exon. Lineage: Eukaryota; Viridiplantae; Streptophyta; Magnoliopsida; Poales; Poaceae. The record is from RefSeq and is a predicted model, not a curated record. Bases 219 to 692 code for a protein of 157 amino acids.
GUAGAGUAGGAAAAAGGCAAGCCAGCGCCCAAAAGGCCAAGGAUUUAAUUCAACUUACCCCACCCUAAAGCCGUUUAUCUCUUUCUCUCUCCGGGCGACUACAGUAUUUAACAGCCUUGGCGCGACCUCCUCUCCUUGAUCUCUCCUCCUCCCCAACCCUCUUCUCCCCUCCCGCACCCAACCAUCUCGGCCCCCACCCGCAAUUCACAGCGCCGGAGAUGACCUCUACACCCCCGGGCGACGUCCUGCCGGCGCUGCCGCCGAUCAGGACGAGGGCGGCGGCGGCCGAUCCUGCGCUUGACAACGCAUCGGCCUCGACGACGACGGUGCCGGAAUCCGAGCCCCUGCCGGCGCCCGCGGUGGCGGAGGAGGAGGACAUGGUGGUGGCGGAGUCCCGGACGCCGGCUGCGGUGGCGGACGAGGGCGAGGAGGAGGAGGAGCCCAGGACGCCGACCUCGGAGGAGAGCAAGCUCCGGCCGCCCACCGAUUGCCCCGGCGCGCCGAGGAAGCCCGUGGCUUUGGCCGGUACGAGGCCAUCGCCGAAGCGUCCGCUGCGCUACUUCGACGCCCCGCGCGACCUCUCCGCGGUGUUCAUGUCCCUGCCGCCCAAGAAGCGGAUCCGCGCUCCGCCGUGCCUGGUCGCCUUCCGCCCCAGGUGCGGGGCCGUGUGGGGCCAUGGAUCGGCACUGUAGCCUCGCGCGGCCGGCCGGCCGUAAUUUAUGGGCUCCACGCUGCAAUUGUUCAUUUACCGGCGAAUUCUUGGAGUUCUUGCGUUGGGUUCCUCUUCUUUCUUUCUUUCUUUCUUUCUCUCUCUUUUCUUGCGGCGGCUUCUUGGUUUCCACGGCCAUGACGAUAUAGUAUAAUCUCCAGUGCAAAUAACCUGUUGUUUUGCGUUCUUUUUCUUUCUCUGUCAUUCUGAUUCUUAGCGCGUUUGUGUGAAGGAGAAAUUGUAGAAUCGAAAAGGUUGCUAUUUAUAUAAUUAAUAUAGGGAUGAUGAUGAUUGGGGAAAAAGAACAGGAGUUGUAAGAGAAUUCCCUGUUAAUUACCGACUACUCGUAUUACAGUUAACAGUUCUGAAAAA